AUGAUGCGCUCUGUGAUUCCUUUGCUCGUCUCGUUGUGUUCGUUGGCCACGGCCAUCGAAAUCACCAGUCCUGCUGCCAACUCAACCUACGCAGCCGGCUCCACCGUCACUGUUGAGUGGACCAGUGUCGAUACCGAUCCCACCAACUUCAGUCUCUAUCUCUGGAACUUUGUGUCUUGGCCACCGUCCUAUGUUCCCCUCGCUUUGAACGUCCCUACGUCGGACCUGCUUUACUCUGUCCAGAUCCCCUGCGACACCAAUCCCGAAUGGGGCUAUCAGAUCAGCGGCAUCAACGGCACCAACGUCUACAUCAUCUACGCACAGGGUGACAAGUUCACUGUCUCCGAGCCCGUCCAAGGCACCUCAUGUGUUGACUCUACCCCUGUGCCAACGACUUCCACCUGCCCUAGCGCUGCGGCGUCUACCGUUUAUGUCACGGUGAGCCCUACCGGUCCCAGCUCCCGUCAUUUCCAUCAUUCAUCCCACGUCCACCCCCAUCCUUCACCCAGCACCACCAGCACUUUCACCUCUACAAAUGUAAAGCCCGGAAUUGUGCCUAAGACUAUUGGUUGGUGCUCAGACUAUUCCCACCCUGUGACAUUGGACAAGGUUCCCACUCCGACCCCGUCAGCAGCCAACGAUGAAGGUGCCUCGCCGGUAGUCACCGCGGCACCGGGUCAGGUUACUGAUGCUGCUGGUCCUCGCGUUAAGACCAUCACUAGUACUCGGACCGUGGCAGUCUGCCCGAAGCCGAACGGGAUUUAA
This is a messenger RNA of Penicillium cataractarum, 765 nucleotides long. Its product is annotated as GPI anchored serine-threonine rich family protein. Lineage: Eukaryota; Fungi; Ascomycota; Eurotiomycetes; Eurotiales; Aspergillaceae. The transcript has a single exon. The record is from RefSeq and is a predicted model, not a curated record. Bases 1 to 765 code for a protein of 254 amino acids.